CAAGCGAGUACGUUAAUGGAACUGCAGUUCUAACCCGAACGCCAUGAGGAAAGCAUCUGGGGUCAUUUUAAAUUAUGCGCUGCUCGGAGUGUUAUCCAUUGUUCCUUACAUUAGAUGUGGGACAAGUGAUGGUCUUAUAAAUUUGGAUGCAGAUAUCGAAUACAGUUAUAUGCCUAAACUGUAUCAGUACGAUGACUAUGGGAAAUGUCUGAAGCAAGGGAGUGCUUACUGCAUGGUGCGCAGCUUAGUGAAACCUCGCCCUUCCAGUGCUCUAUGGCAACGAAUCCAGAAUUUCAGUGCGGACGUACGUCAUUUUCGGCACAACCUUUUGGACCGCGGUAUUUGCAUCGACGAGUGUUUGAGGUCGAUUGGUGGACUUAGCCAAACACAGCGCGAAGAACUGCGCGUGGCAUCGUUUCAAGUGGAUUUUAAAUAUCGCUUCAGGAAAAAAUACUACUCACACCUACCUGCAAACCACCAACUGUAUCAGGAUUCAGUUUCCUUGUGCAUCAACCAAAAACUGAAAUCUUCAUACGAUUUGCUGGCAUAUUCUGAUAUCGAGUACUGCCUGGAAAGCAGGCACUCCAACGAUGAUCCGCUGACUACAUUGGAUGGAAUUUGCAUUGUCAUAAUUUGCCUACUUUUGGGCAUGUGCGUCCUUAGUACUUUGUUCGACUGUCACAUUCGGAAUCAAACAAAAGCGGAAGAUCAUUUUGGAAAUGAUCCAGAACAUAUUGUGAACCAGCUCGCUACCGUUUGCAGUAUUCCUCGGAACUUCAAAUCUCUGUCUAGUCCACCGAAAUCUGCCCUCAGUCAGGAUUUCAUGUUUUUAGAGGGGCUUCGCUUCGUUACAAUGGUGACGAUUGUCUAUCUCCACACGACGGUCAUGUUGAUGCAAGUACCAACUGAGCAUCCGGAGUUGUUCGAAGAAACCCUGCACAACCCAGCGAUGGCAUCGCUGUCACUCUUUACCCCCAAUCUAGUCCAGUCUUUUUUCACUAUUGGGGGUAUUCUGAUGGCUGUCAAUCUGCUGGACUCCAUGGGAAAACAAGACACCUUUCGGUGGUCGCUCCUGUGGGAUAAAGUGUCCAAUCGACUGAAGCGUAUACUCCCACUAUAUUUGUUCGUUAUCAUGGUCACUGCAACCAUUUAUCGGCAUCUCCGCUUAGGUCCACUCCAUGAUAGAAUAGUGACAGUUGAAUCGAAGAACUGUCAGCAAAAUUGGUGGAUCAACUUAUUGUUUCUGAACAACUAUCUGAAAGCGGACGAAACAUGUGUUCAACCGAGUUGGUAUCUGAGCGCAGAUUUUCAGUUUUAUCUCUUUGCAAUGGUAGCACUGAUGACUAUUAAAAGGUAUCCAAGUUCAACUAAGUAUUGGGUGUGUUUCAUGAUAUCACUCAACUUGCUUGGUCCAGGAUUAAUAAUGUGGAUCCGAGGACUUCCACCUCUAAUGGCUACUGGGACAAGACCCGUUCUACUAUUGUUCACCGAUGACGACUGGUUCGCUCGCCUGUAUAAACCAUUUCACACCAGCAGUGCCGGGUAUUUCUAUGGCGUGCUCGCCGGCAUGGUGUAUCACCGUGUGAAACCAAUUGGAGAGGAGUUCGCCAACCGGAAAGUUUUCAAGACUGUGAAGAUUUUAGCUAUAUUGGUUGUAGUCAUAUGCUACGUUCCUUCAUAUCUUAUCUAUGAUAUACACUGGAAGUCAGUCUUCUGGAUGCCAUUGUACGGAUCUAUCGCUAAGAACUGCUGGGGUUUUCUGUGUGCAGUUACCUUCAUUAACUUAUCCAUCCAUAAGAAAAACCUAUUAAGAUCUCUGUUAGAGCAUCGGUUUCUUUUACCCUUAGGCAAGCUGACGUACAGUGUCUAUCACAGUCACUAUCUUAUACUGAUGGCAAUUUCCAGCUUCAUACGAGCGCCACUGCCUAAUGACGUGCUUACACCGAUUUCGUUCACGUUGCUAGCGCUGGUACUAUCGUAUGGGCUCGGCCUGGUCGUCUUCUUAUUGGUAGAGCAACCGGCGGCAAAUUUGCUAACCAGUAAGAACAAGUACUUCGAUUUCAUGGCGAAGCAGAUGAAACAGGGAGCAUCGUGGUGCUUUAAGAAAGUUAAUAAAAAAUGGUUUUAGUGUCUAGUA
Molecule: messenger RNA, 2137 nt
Organism: Armigeres subalbatus
Lineage: Eukaryota; Metazoa; Arthropoda; Insecta; Diptera; Culicidae
Product: nose resistant to fluoxetine protein 6-like
Exons: 10
Coding region: 44-2128 (694 amino acids)
Molecular function (GO): acyltransferase activity, transferring groups other than amino-acyl groups
Source: RefSeq, a predicted model, not a curated record